AGUUUGCCUUAAACUCUACAUCUGUAUGCUGUAAUAGCGAUAUAUUAAAAUUCUGUCAUGACUCCGAGGCUUUAGGGUCAAACUUGAAAAUUUUUCACCACUCCAUUGUCUCGCAAUUCCCAGAAGAGACUUGAGCACAAAGAAAACCAAACCAAAUAUAGAAAAAUGACCAGAAAACCUCGGAGUCAUGUUCAAAUUUCAAUAUAUCAAACUUGGACUAUUGCCUUAUAGACAUGGUUUCAGAUCCUUUUAUUAGUUUUUCAGUGCAUGCCUAUGAAAAUGGUACUUUACUAGGACUGAAUUUUUUGCUGUGGCUGAGUUCAAAAUUACUGUGCUUCGUUUUCCUCAGAACACAACACGAAUUUCAUAUCUCCUUAUUGUGCUACAAGAGGUUUACCGUUUUUUGGCCCUCAUCCUAUUGCCCUAGUGUUUUCUUCUUCUACUACCCUUUUUUUCAUUUUGUUCUGAACAGAAUAAAGCUUCCGGUAAGGACGCGACAAAGUUUUUCCUUAUAAUAAUCUCCAGGUCAUUUGAUACAAUCUGGUUCAAUUUUUCGAUGCAAAAUUAGAUUUGAUGUAAGGCUUGAUACCAAGUUCAAACGGUUGAUUAACAUGACCUCACUCGCUACUUGCAAAGAUUAGCCUGAGAGAAAGAGUGACGAACAAAGCGAGCGGCAAGAGAACGAGCGCCGCAGCUCGCGUAUGUUUUUCACAGUAUCCCCCUAAUAGAAAAGCGUGCUAGCAGGCUGCAAUGGGCGGCUUAUAGUAUAACCUUUAUUAAUAUAAUGCUGCGCUCAAUUAAAAAUUGCACCGCAACAUUAGGCCAUCAUUGGCUAAUACUUGGUCAUCGUAAAUUAUCGUUACUAUCAUACAAUAUCGCACUCAUCGAGGUUUUACAUUCGACCAUAAAACACUCCAAGAAUAUAAACUCCAAUUAAAAUGAAUUAAUUAACGCUAUAUUUCUUCCGUUUGAAACAAAUGGCUCUUUGACUAUAGCGUUUGAAAAAUACAAAAACAAUAUUUGAAGAUUUCAUUGCACUGCGAAAGCAUUUUAACACCGGAACUCAGAGUGUGAUUGGCAAUGAGAACGAUGAUGAUCAACUGAGCUUUUACGGUGAAGUUCAGUAACUAUGAGAAGGGAAUGUAACACUCGGACGCCAAGCAACACUUGUUCAGUUCCAGAAAAGCGUGGAGAAUGAACCAAAUUAAAUAGGGUAAGUAAAGCCUCGAAAGAAAAUCUACAGCUCCUUAAUUUUAACCACGUCCCAGGAUCGACUGCCGUAUAGGUCAGUGUAUAUUUCGUAAAACCGCAGUUAUGGUUAUGGUUUUAACUAACAUGUAAACUAUUUCAGUCAUUACAGAUUCACAGUUUCUCAUUAGACUGCACACAGUAGAGACAAAGAAUGCAUUAAUUGCUGCCUAGGUUUUAUCUGAACUUAUCUUGAUGGCUAUUUGGCAUAUAUAAUUCGGACUCCCUCGAUACACAAAAAUUUUACAAUAAACUGAAUUUAUCACUUUCCUUCUAUUUUAUCGGCAACAGUUUAUAACAGUAAUUAAAAAGCAAAGCAAUUAUAGUAUAAUCCAAAUUCAACUUCGAUCGUCUGAAAGGAUCCCGCCAGCAAGACUGACUGACGAAAGAAUGAAUGAAAGACGAAAAUACUUACAAACCUAAAAUAAAACAUUAAAAUGCUUUUAAUUUUAAAAGAAUAUGUUUGCAUUUAUAGCCAAUACUGUUAAGUGCUACAGGCGCUUAUUGCUUACUAGUUACUUGUCCCAGUAGUUUUGUUUGUCACAAACCAAAAACUUUGACCACUUCUCGAACGCGCACUCGAAUUUUAGCUUCUUCUAACAUUAUAGCGGAAGCAAAUUUACUAGUUGAAGUUGUUAUAAUUUCAUUUUACGAAAAUAGCCAGUAAAAAGGUUUCACAUUGUAGACUGCGGUAAGAAUGGAGCGCUUUUAGCAAGUCUUUCCAUCGCAAAUUUUGCCGCAGAAAAAUAUUUGUUUUGAAGCAAUGUAUUGUAUUAGAAAUGCCUGUAAAGCUCUUCCCUUUUCCAAAUAUCAGUCUCGCGUUUUAUUAGUACAAAGGAACGUUUUCCAGUUUAUUCAAGGCUUCUAUAUACUGAUAAAGUCAAAAGAGAAGUUCGCGAUUUAAAAAAAUGACAAUAAUCAGUACUGUCAACCAUGCAUAAUAUCAAAUUGAAGACAAUAGCCCCACUAAAUAAGUAAAUUAAAGGGACAGUGUCCCGAUAAUGCGCACGCGCGAGCGUCAUCUGUUUUUUCUUCAAAAGACAAUAGAACUGUCAUAUUGACUCGACAAGAUUUCCUUCCGGACCGCACCGCCGACGGAGAUUUGUUGUUUAUAUUCUCAGGCAAUAUUUUAGACUUUCGAAGAAAUCUUUUGUCUUAUUUAAAAUUUGGCUCGCGGCAAGAAGACUCAUCGCGAUUUUAUCGCUAGCAGGGCCGUCUCGCGACCCGAAAAUCUCUUUCCGCUCGCUUUAAAACCAGAUUUUCUAAUGUGAAACUUGUGUCAGAGGUCAAUUGUUUCCAAGUCCAGUAAUAUCUGCCUGUUUUGUUCGCGUUCUAGCCUCAAACGUUGGAAAGAUAGAAAUAAAAAUGCAAUCUCAAUCAUCGCAAAGGUUAGUCAAAAAUUAUAUUAUGAUUUCAUGGAACUAGUUUUUCUAAACAUGUAGCGCCUGUUUGUUUGAUUUCGUCGGCCGUGGGGCGAUUCAGUUAAAAGUUUACUAACGCGUCGUUGCAGAACAUUCUGCUUCACGAAGCUCCCCUCCACAAGAUCUCCUCAGUCACAUUAAUGUCUCAAUGGUUUCUUUCUUACAGUCUUUAUUGUUGCUGUUUCAUUUCUGCGUAUUCCUUUCACAAUUAUCUGAGCUUGUAUGGAAGCUGGCAGAAGAAAUAAGCCUUCAAUCGGCAUCAAAGCGCUUAGCAACUUUUGGUCCUCCGGCCAACGGUAAUAAAAGUAACGCCAAAAAAUCCAGAUUUGGCCCAAAUCGAAACUUAACAGGAACAAAAUAUCAUUGAUCAGUAAUCCUGAGAAGAUUUAAUGUAGUAUUGAACUCGGCCAAGCGCGAUGCAAACGGAUUUUUCAAGGUUCUCUUACUCUCCUCGCAUCUUUUGAUUUCGGGACAUCCUGUCCAAAAAUCAAAGUUUGGUGCAUGCGCAGUAACGAGAUACUGUUCCUUCAAACGAGAACAUGUUGAGCAAACAAGAGGGCUAAUCGAGAGCGACAGUUUAAGUCGUGAGAGGUGAUAAGGCAAUUAAAUACAACCUUAAAUGCUUAAUAUACAACUUAUUCUAUAAUUAUGCUGAAGACAACUGACUUUACGUAUGUCCUUUUCUAACCAAACAUCAAAGAAUAAGGUUUAUUUCGAAAAAAUAAUUGUCGGUACCACAAAAGUAGACCACUCAUCGCCAACCUUCCCAUUCCCGGUCCAAAAAGAUCGACCCCUUGUUCAAGACGCGUAUUAUAAAACGUGAAAUUGUUUACCCUGUUAAGACUCAAGGCUUUGAAUAUCCUAUCCUCCUCAGAGACACAAUGAGGCCAAAUAAGGGAGUACCCCCCUUGGUAGUCUGUUCAAACAAUAACUACAGGCUUGCUAGUUAGUAAGAACUCAACCCCACAAAAAUAUCUUUUAGAGUCGCUUUAAAGGAAAAUUGAACCUCCCUUGCCUUUUAUAACCAAGUCGGGUUGAUAUCAUUAUUUUAUUGUAAAGACUUUGUGUGCGUUAACUCAAUUGAUUAUAUUUAAUGUGUAAUUUCCAAACGAAACAUUAAACACGGCAACAAGAUGAAAGUUUAAAACUGUCUUCCAGAACGAUAGAAAAUAAAUCAGGAAAACCUCAUUUUUUGUAUCUCAUCAAGCACUGAAAAAUGUUAGAUGGUUGUAUUAACGUUGCCAAAUAUUAAUUAUGUAUUUGUCAAUAGAAUUCUAAAAUACGGUUUUUAAAAAAAUCACGACUGAGUUAUACUAAUAAAUUUUUUUUAGAAUAUUUUCAAAAGGUUUCGAUCUAUUAAAUGAAGGUUGAAAGCCUUUCUGGCAGUGUUUGAUCUCACUUUAGGGAGAAUUAAGUUCUGUCCACUUCCCCUCGUGUUGUGGAUUUUCUUACUAACACUGCUAUCAAUUUCAAUAAACUUACAUUUGUGAUUAUUUAGUGACGAAAACUUUAGAAGUGGUUGUAUUCCAGUCAGAAGGCCCUUUAGCAUAGUCAAAAAUACCUAAUAAAAUUUGUACCUAUGUAAUUCAUGUUCCCAUAGGUAUGAAGUUGUUCUGUUAAGAAGUGAAUUCAUUACAAAAAAAAAUCUGCUGUAAAAUCUUCGUCGGCGUGUGAUUUAGUCUAACUUCAUGCUGAACUCGGAACAAAAAGUAAACACAGGAAGUUAAAAAUCCUAACAGUACUAGAUAGUUUUUGGAUGAAGAAAUUUUCAGUCAAUAUUUAAUCUUCAUUAUCAAUCAGCCCAACAGUAAUAAUCAAUUUAUAGUAAACAAAAACUUGUUAAAACACGAACAAAGAAUCAACAGAAAGGAAGAAAAAGCUGUUGUUAAACUAACGUGGCCUAUGUUACUUACGACGACCAACUCGAGCAGAAAAGAGUUCACAGGUAACAAAUUUUCCAGCUUUUUUCAAGUCCUUUGAGUCCGUUUUUUUUCGCUUCGUAUCCGUAAUUUGCGCUUCCUAACGAUUCAUAGUGAUCGGCAAUUGUUUUGAGGCUUUUCAUGCAAUGCGAGUACCCAAAAGGACUGGAAAAUCUCACUUUACUCGCAAUGAAUUCGCGAACUGGACUGUAACUUAAAAUAUAAGAGGAGUUACAAUUUUUUUAGUUGAUCGGAGAGUCUUUCAAAAUCUGUUUCUCGAACGUAGUAAAGUUUGAAAAUAUAUACAUCCUUGGGUGCGUUUUCUUAAAAGCGACGAGGGGCACAGAAAUAGGUGUGACUGAGUAAGAAGGCAACUGUUUUCUGUAAAAUAUCUGUUCGGAGAAGCAAAUAUUUCCUAGAAUUUCCUAUUACUUUAGGACGGCUAACAAUAAAAAUUUCUAGAUGACUGUACCAUGUACAAUUUUCGAAGGCUAUCUCAUAAAUCCCUUGCGAUUUUCUAUUAAUAGUUUAAUUUUUCACAUUUCACUCCUCCGGUUGGGCUAUUUUUCGUAGAUAAAAGGAAACUUAAAAUUUUCGGAUUCAAAAAUGUGAUGAAGAAAAGAAUUACCAGAAAAUCAACAGUUUGGUAAUACGUUAAAUUACAUCUAAAAUUUUUGGUAAAUUAACCUGAGGCCCCUGUAGUUUCAAAAAAGUUCAAGUUCCUCUAGGAUGACCGAAUAGAUACAUUUUAGAUCAUUUUAUAGCUCCGGUUAGAAAUGCAUUUCUAGCUAUCUAAAAGUACUCUGGAUUAUAGCCUAAAAAGUGUUUUCAAUGUGUUUAAGAGGAAACCGUCGUUGGCUGCCCCUGAGAGUAAGUUCACGAUAAAUUGAAAACUGCGAGUUUUAGUAAAGGUUAAGGAUUCAGCUGGAUUUAGUUUUUAUGAGGGUCUUCUUCAGGCAAACAUUAAACACGACACUUUAAGAAAACUGGUGUUAGGAUUUGUUUGCCCAUUUAAUUGAUUUUAUUUCUGACUUUAUUUUCCAACUUCGUCUUCAGAAAAUUAAAACCCUUAAAAAACCGACACGAUGAGUACAGCGUGUAAAGUUUCUCUAGCUCUGUUGUGUUUAUUUGCUGUUGCGUCAUUCUUGGUCUUGACAGCAGUGGCGGGCAACAAAAGCAAACAAACUUCGAGCAAUAUGGUGAGUCAAUUAACUUUCUGCGCGGGACCAUGCCUGAUUUAAGUGGAACAAAUGAUGGCAAAAAAAACUUCAAGAACAGAACUUUGCGCAAUCCAAUAACUGCUAAAGAGUACUUUUCUGUGAGUAUUUAUCCAGUCUCGGUCGACGUGAAGGAAUGUCCAAAUAAUGGAUCGCAUCUUUCAAAAAUCGUGAAAAUCGUGAUAAGGUUGCAAAGCUCAAAGAUAAAUGUGUAACUGUUUCAAUUUCAAUUCCGAUAAUUUAGAAAAAAAACUGUAACAAUUCAUAAUAAAUGAUGGCAACUAAUACUAAAGCAAGAUAUGGGAUGGAUUCCUUUAAAAAAUAGGAUGGUUUCCAUGACUUUAGCAAAGUCUCGCUCUUUAUCAGCAAAAAUAAUUUAGAAAGAGUUUUAGGGAACUUCUUAAAUCCAUCAACAUCAAUCAACUAACUUCGUUUCUCGAAGUUUCGUCGUGUCUCAACCGUAUAUCUAACGAUGCGUUAGUGUAAAUUUUUUCCACUACACUUAACACAACGAGCCAAAUAGAGUUGGGAAACAGGAAACGAAGGGAAAAAAAUAUUUUAAGGUUGUUUGCAGACAUUAUGAAAUAUUCGAUGGAACUUUUUCAGGGGUUUAUUUUCAGAAAUGCUGGCGGGGAAAUGAAGGGGUUAAAUUGUUUAAAGUGUGUCAUAAAGGCACAGUACUUUUCUUUCUUUUUCUUUUUUUUUUUCCCCUAGAGGUGGCUAAGCAUCGCCGAUGAGACUAAACCACUGAGGGAGUUAUUUUGCUCAACGCAAAAUAACACAUUUUAAAGUAACUUUUUGUUUAUCUCUAUAGCAAUCUCCCCCAUUCUGCGGGUUUGGUGGUAUUCCAGGCAUGCACGGGUUACCAGGCCGUGACGGACGUGAUGGCCGAGAAGGAGCGAAAGGUGACCCAGGAAGCCCGGGAAAGACUGGGCCCUGGGGACCUUCUGGUGUAAAUGGAAAAGAAGGUGUCAAAGGGGAGCCUGGUGUACGGGGUCCACCUGGUCCAAAAGGAGAGCGUGGACAAAGUGGACAUCCUGGGAACCCAGGUCUGAUGCCUUUUAAGAACUGGAAAGAGUGCGCCUGGAAUAAAUUGGAAGAUAACAAAGACAACGGUUUAAUCAAGGUAAAGGUUAAAAGAUUUACAUAUUUUAAUUAAUAUUACAUGGCAAAGUUCACUUUUAUAACCAAAUGAUUUUCUUUUCUAAGUCUAUUUCGUUAAUAUUUUAUAGGAAUGUGUCUUCACCAAGAACUUUUCUGACACCGCUCUUCAUGUGGCCUGGACUGGUGCCCUUAGAAUCUACAGGUGUACAGCCUGUUGCAAACGUCGGUACUUCACUUUCAACGGCGCAGAGUGUUCAGCUCCUUUACCCAUUGACGGUGUGGUGUACAUGUGGCAAGGUAAUACUCAAGAUCUUCACCGCGUUCGCCAUAUUGAGGGGCACUGUAACAACAUCCACAAAGGAAGGGUGCGCGUUGGAUUUUGGGUUGGUAAUUGUCCGAGUCACAAACCUGGUGACGCCUACACGGGGUGGCAGUCUGUGUCCCGGAUCUUCAUUGAAGAAGUUCCUAAGGCUCAGGCCUAGAUACCGAGGCAAAACAUUCCUUCCUGCAAAGAAAAACACUUGUCAGCUUUUUAAUCGAGGGUGCAGUUCUAUAGAUUACUAGCAAAUGGAUCGUGAUAGUACAAGUAAUGGUGUAAACAUAGUUGAUUAAAAAUGCAGGAUGCUUUCAAAUGUUGUGUUUGUGCUGAUCUCCCACUACAUGCUACUUUUCGACGAAAUUACGGCAUAGCUUGCAAUUACAGCCUAUGGCCAUUGUUUUCUACUUCUUUCUGUUUUCCGUAUUUAUUAAGAAGAAGUUCCAUAAAAAUGAAUCCAUAAGAGUUUAACAAAUUUAAAACGUGUCUGGAUACAACGACGUUUAAAAGUUUGUUUAUGUACAAUUUCCUAAAUUCUCCCUGUUGCUGUUGCAUAUAACAAAAUCGUAAAAGGGAUUUUCUUCUUGGAAUAUUUUUAAUAGGACUUAAGAAAUUAAAUGUCGUCAGUUGAAUCUACCCGCAUUUACGGCUGCAAAAAGGAUAUUUCUCAUAGCUGUUAGAUCUCGUCACGGCUUUUGUGAACCAUCCAUUGGCGCAGUACUACUGUUUCUGUGGCAAAAUGAAGGGUAAUAUUCUGUGCAUCUCCUUUAAAUUUGUUUGUUUGGUCUAAAACUGGGGGGCGAUAAUGGCUGUUAUUACUCGUUGAAACACCCAUCGGCAAGAGCAACAGGUUAGAAUUGUAUUUGACCAGGUAUGAGCCUUACUUUAAAAGAAAAUUCUAAACACUGCUUUCAAAACCGUUUUUCGUUUGUCGCAUUGUGCGUAAUGGAAAUUCUAAAUAAGUUCUUCACAUAACUAUGCCGGGUCUUCACAACAGAUAAAGUGACCUCUUAUUUUAAUUGCAGGCCCAAGGGAUACUCCCUUGGUGUCUGCUGUAUAGGACUAUGUGGCCGAGUCUUUCAGACUCUGGACCAAAAAUUGCAAAAAAUCAUGUCCCGUGAAAAUAAGUAACCAUAUUAUAGUCACUAUUUAGUGCUAUGAAGGGAUUGGCAGGCAUAGAGCAGCCUCCCUCUCGCCGAGAUUUUUCUUCUGAGCCGCCUAAGACACAAACUGAAAAAAAAACAUAUUUCCCAUCAAUUUUCUUCCAAAAAUAUCAAUGUAUCAUCGAGAAAAAAAGUCACGAGAAUUUAUUAAGAUUUUCACCAAAAGGAAAUUGCCUUGUUUUUUUUUUAGCAAAAUCCCUCAGCUUAUUUUCUAGGGAAAAGUAAGGGAAUCAGUCGGGAGAAUUUGUAUGUGGAUAUUUGGGACUUGGGUUAAGUUCCAUAAGAGAGACAUCAUCAUCGCCAAAUGGAGUGUGUUUGGUUUUUAUUCUGAUUCAUCCAUAUAUUGAACUAUGAAAAUCAUGGGAGAAAUGACAAUGUGCUUAGCAGUUUUCAUGCAUUUUAGAUUAUUUAUUGCUGCUUAUUAAUUCGUUUUCAUUUAUAUUGCCGUGGACUUUCUAAUUAAAAGCGUUGUUUUUCGUUUAUUUGGGCCCAUUUUCUGCAACAUCUAGUCAAGAUUUCAUUUAAUCAAAAAAAGGACUGUAUAAGUUGGAGUCUGUUCACUAAUUUUUGGAGAAUAUUUGGAUUAUCUUUCGAAUGUUUUUAAUAAAUAAAAAUUAGGUGGUACUGUUCAAAAAUUUUGGAAAAUAUUGGAUUUCGUGGUUUUUAACAAUUAAAUUAACAAGUGAAUAAUUAGUAGACCAAUACCAAUAGUCCACAACCACAACAAGCUAAAGGUGCCUCUGAGCCCAUUACCGGACUAACUGCUAUAUGUUUUCUACCCUAGUUUAAUUAUUUUCCAAAUCAACAUUAUUUCCCCAAAAAUUUCAACCAGGAAGCCACCUUAAAGAAGCUCAAAGUUUUCCUUAAAGUCAAAAGAAAGGGGACCCUUUCUGCUCUCUUGCUCCUAUAUCUGUAUCAUGCUUCCUUUUUUAAAGAAUUCAACAUCCUUCUGUAACUCAUGCAUGGCAUACCAGGUACACCUGGGAUAUCGGGCCGAGACGGGGCAAAAGGUGACCAAGGAAUUCCGGGAAAUACUGGACCACAGGGUCCUCCUUGCCCAGCUGGUGCAAAUGGUGCCAAAGGGGAGCAAGGUAUCCCCGGUCCGAAGGGGAGUCAGGAUCAAGUGGAAUGCUUGCUACCAGGAACUGGAAAGAGCGUGCUUGGAAAAACUCAGAUGAUAACAGGGAUUACGGUCUGA
Messenger RNA from Porites lobata, 9586 nucleotides. The record is from the annotation of a GenBank genome assembly. Lineage: Eukaryota; Metazoa; Cnidaria; Anthozoa; Scleractinia; Poritidae.